AAGAAAAGUAGCUCUACGUCAUCACUGGGCGUCCACAACAUCACUGUUAGGUCUCCACAUUUCACACUUUCUGCCAGAACACCAAGACAUUUUCCUUGCAACCUCCAUGGUGUAAGGUCCAAGCUAUGUUGGCGAACACAGAGGACAGGAUGUCACAGAAAGGGGGGGUCACAAAGAGGAGACACACAGGUGAAGAUGAAGAAGGAGGAGAGAAGAAGAGGAGGGGAGGUGCGAAAGGAGAACAGGGAGACGGCGGCAGGAAGCUUCUAGACGCCCUGAGUGUGGGCUACUUCCGCCGAGUCGGGGAAAGACUCGGAGAAGGCUUUGCAGACAGCGAGGAGAGAGAGAUGUUUGUGGAGAACGUGCUCACAGAGGUGAAAGGGAAAGCUGCUGUGGUGGCGAUGGACCGUACAGGAAGCUUCACCCUGCAGCGGCUGCUCCCGCUCUGCAAGCCCGACCAGGUGGCCGAGGUGCUGGCCGAACUGGGCGGAGAGUCCGGAUCGGAGCUAAAGGCGGUGUCAUGUGACCAGUGUGGCGGCCACGUGGUGGAGAGUGCAGUCCGACAGAUAUCCAGUAAGAGCUGUCAUUUCCGAUCUGUAGUGGAACAAAGCUUUGUAGCCACCAGGAAACAUGGUACAAGUUGAGAUGAAGAAACACAGCUCCACGUGUCUCCUGAUGACCCGGGCUCAGUUUAACUGUGUAGUAGACGGACAGGAAGCCAGUGUAAAGUUUUGAAGUGAUGCAAUCCACUUUCUUAGUGUUAGUGAGGACUCAAGCACCAUCGUUCUCUAACUUAUGAACUCUCAGGUCUUCUGCUACUGGCCUUGUAAUCAUGGCUAAAGUUAAAACAAGGUCUGUAUACUACCUGGGAAAGGAGGGGUGGUUAGUAUUGUCUUUUUUAUUUGAUCAAUUUUGUAUCAGCUUCAGUGUUUCCCCUAGGAUGGAG
Messenger RNA from Notothenia coriiceps (black rockcod), 946 nucleotides. RefSeq names its product nucleolar protein 9-like. The record is from RefSeq and is a predicted model, not a curated record. Gene Ontology annotation, cellular component: preribosome, small subunit precursor; nucleolus; 90S preribosome. The coding region runs from base 126 to 644 and encodes 172 amino acids. The transcript is spliced from 3 exons. Gene Ontology annotation, biological process: endonucleolytic cleavage to generate mature 5'-end of SSU-rRNA from (SSU-rRNA, 5.8S rRNA, LSU-rRNA); endonucleolytic cleavage in 5'-ETS of tricistronic rRNA transcript (SSU-rRNA, 5.8S rRNA, LSU-rRNA); endonucleolytic cleavage in ITS1 to separate SSU-rRNA from 5.8S rRNA and LSU-rRNA from tricistronic rRNA transcript (SSU-rRNA, 5.8S rRNA, LSU-rRNA). NCBI's taxonomy places the organism in Eukaryota, Metazoa, Chordata, Actinopteri, Perciformes, Nototheniidae. Gene Ontology annotation, molecular function: RNA binding.